UGAUUUGCCAUCUCUCUUUCUUUCUCUUUCGUGCUUGAAAGAUUCUGUGUCAUUCCAGCCCAGUCUUGUGCGCAAGGUAGACCCUUUGGGUAAAUUUGUCAUUUGUAAAAGGUUCUACACAAACUGGGUUUUUAAAAGUCAUUUUGGGCGUGAAAAAGAGGAAGUGUUACGGUCACGAUGAAGGAUUGCAAACUGGGUCAGGUGAUCACCACAUCUGGCAAAAUUCGAAAAAGGCCCUUUAAGAGACCUCAUCUAAAUGCAGGAGGGUUUAAGGUGGCACAGCAGUAACUUAAUCCUUCGCUGCUGUUCCAUGUGACUUGCGUGAUACCGAAGAUCAGAUUUUUUUUUCAGCCAGCAUGGGGCUUACAUUCCUGCUAGCAUCCUCCAAUGCCACCGCUUUACAUCUUGCUAACAAGGGCAACAAAAAACGACUUGGACAAGUUUUGUGCAAGUGGGCUUCAGAGGUGCAUUCGAUCAUUUGCAAAUAGGAGUUUAAAACCCUCUCCCGUUGAAGAAUGCAAGAAUGGAAAUUCCAGCUUUUGGUGCUUGGACUGGGACCUGAUGCAAGAGUAGAGGGCUGACUUUAUCAACUCUUGCCUGAUGUAGUCAGCUGUUCCAAAAGAAUCCUUGAGAAUCCUUGAGAAUCCUGGUUGUCCUGCAAAGCAAUUGCAAGUUUUGUCUGUAUGUUUGUGAUACCAAUUUGGGGGAUUUGUCUUGUGCUUCACUAAGGUUUGUGCUCCCUGUUUAUGUGAUGGUGCAUUUACAAAGCAUUGUUUAGGCGAUGACCCCAUGGGCUCAAAAUGGCUCACUGAAGGUGAAUGCGAGUGGCUUGUCUCAUUUCUGGAGGGAACUAGUGAUGGAUCAGUGGAUGCAUCUUGAACAAACUUAGUGCGAAACUUUGAUGUACUGGAUUCACAACAGCUUCUGUUCGGGCUACCAUGAAUUCUAUUAUCUCCAGGUCAAUAUUUCUGAGCAAAUCUUUCCUAAUGAGCUUGUUAAUGCCAGUAAAUAUGUGAUUGCCCCUGGACUAUGACCACAGGAUAUAUGCAUGGAAAUACAGGGAGCCAAAAAUAUGUUAAGUGGCACCGGGAAGACAGUGGAGAGGACUAUACAAAGACUGAGGUCUACGCCAAUGAUGACCAGGGCCAGCUGCGCCAGCUGACUCCUUUUGAGAAGCUUACUCGGGAUAUGUCCCAGCAUCAGAAGGUGGUGAAAGAAUUAACUCUAGGGAAGAGGAUUGGAUUUUACCGUGUCAGAGGAGAAAUAGGCACUGGAAAUUUCUCUCAGGUGAAACUUGGGAUCCAUUCUCUCACCAAAGAAAAAGUAGCUAUCAAGAUUUUGGACAAGACAAAAUUAGACCCGAAGACUCAACGGUUGCUGUCCCGCGAGAUUUCAAGCAUGGAGAAGCUGCAUCACCCAAACGUCAUCCGGCUUUAUGAGGUGAUGGAGACUUUCUCCAAACUACACCUGGUGAUGGAAUAUGCCAGCGGAGGAGAACUCUUUGCGAAGAUCACAACAGAGGGGAAGCUGCCGGAAUUAGAGAGCAAACUCAUCUUCUCCCAGAUCGUGUCUGCUGUUAAGCACAUGCAUGAAAGCAACAUCAUCCACCGGGACCUCAAAGCCGAAAACGUGUUUUACACCAGUAACACUUGUGUGAAAGUUGGAGAUUUUGGAUUCAGCACCAUGAGCAAAAAAGGGGAAAUGCUGAACACUUUCUGCGGCUCUCCUCCUUACGCAGCCCCCGAGCUGUUCAGGGAUGAAAGCUAUGUGGGGGUUUAUGUGGACAUCUGGGCCCUGGGCAUCCUUCUGUAUUUUAUAACGACCGGAACGAUGCCCUUCCGAGCAGACACUGUGGCCAAAUUGAAAAAGUGCAUUCUGGAGGGAACUUAUGUCUUUCCACCAUUCCUGUCGCAAUUUUGCCAGAAGCUGAUCCAGGGGGUUCUUCAGCCUGUUCCAUCAGAACGCUAUUCCAUUGAGCAUGUCAUGAACAGUGAAUGGAUGCGGGGUGUUCAGCAUCCAAAGCCCUUGGAGCCCUUUAGACUAGAUCCAAAGUACUUGUCAGAGAACGGAGGUCUCCGAGAGGAAGAAGCAGAGGUGAAAAAUAUCCUGAGCAAGCUGGGAAUCACAGAGGAACACAUUCAGAAUAACCGUGGGAGAGAAUCUCAUAGCUCAGUCACAGGGAUCUACAGGAUUAUUUUGCACAGAGUACAGAAGAAACGGGCUAUGGAGACUGUCCCUAUCAUCACUCUAGCAGAGCGCAGAGAUUCGGACUCAAGGAAAGGGCCCACGACCUGUCGGGGUCUCAGACAUUCAUCCAAAUUCUGUUCAAUUUUAUGAACUGUAGAGCCGGUUUGCCAUUCAGCACGCUUUAGGAAGUCCUUUCUUCAGCACCUCAUAGAGGUUUUGUUUUUUGUAAUUUUGAAAUGAAUUAAAAAAGAUGCCUUAUGA
Molecule: messenger RNA, 2448 nt
Organism: Sphaerodactylus townsendi
Lineage: Eukaryota; Metazoa; Chordata; Lepidosauria; Squamata; Sphaerodactylidae
Gene: NIM1K
Product: NIM1 serine/threonine protein kinase
Exons: 4
Coding region: 1030-2337 (435 amino acids)
Biological process (GO): protein phosphorylation; intracellular signal transduction; microtubule cytoskeleton organization
Cellular component (GO): cytoplasm
Molecular function (GO): protein serine/threonine kinase activity; ATP binding; tau-protein kinase activity
Source: RefSeq, a predicted model, not a curated record